CAACAUGGGCCGUUACUUUGGAGACUUGGCCAAAAUCAGACAUGUAAUCACAUACAGUCUGUCCCCCUUUGAGCAGAGGGCUCUCCCCAACUACUUCUCCAAGGGAAUCCCCAAUGUGUGGAGACAGGUCACAUCCUCUUUCUUUAAAGUUGCCCCCCCAAUGACUCUCAUGUACCUGACAUAUACCUGGGGCAACAGCGUCCCUCAGCAGGGCAAGAGGAAGCUUGCAGCUGACUUUGAGAAUGACGAAUGAACUCCUGCCACCUUUGUGAAAGCUCCCCUCUGUUAUUAAUUCAAACUCUGUAGGUUUCACCAAAGCUACAGAUA
This is a messenger RNA of Etheostoma spectabile (orangethroat darter), 327 nucleotides long. RefSeq names its product cytochrome b-c1 complex subunit 8-like. Gene Ontology annotation, biological process: mitochondrial electron transport, ubiquinol to cytochrome c. Gene Ontology annotation, cellular component: respiratory chain complex III. The record is from RefSeq and is a predicted model, not a curated record. NCBI's taxonomy places the organism in Eukaryota, Metazoa, Chordata, Actinopteri, Perciformes, Percidae.